GGAGUGAACGUGAACUGGCCAGAAGGGGAAAAAAGAAAAAGCAGAAGGACUUACGUCGAAACAAGUGUAUGUUGAUUUUUAUGUCACAGAGUUACAGCCGAGAAACAUAAGUCAUCGUGAUUAAGAACUGUGAAAGCCCGCUAACUCAAGGUGACCGACAAUGGCUGUGAACGUGUACUCAACCUCUGUGACCAGUGACAACCUAAGUCGUCAUGACAUGCUGAUCUGGAUCAAUGAAUCUCUACAGAUGAACCUCACCAAGAUAGAAAUGUUGUGUUCAGGUGCUGUCUAUUGCCAAUUCAUGGACAUGCUUUUUCCCAACUCUGUGCCUCUGAAGAAAGUCAAAUUUGGUGCCAAGCUGGAGCACGAAUACAUCCACAACUUCAAGCUUCUGCAGGUUGCUUUCAAAAAGAUGGGAGUUGACAAAAUCAUUCCAGUAGACAAACUGGUAAAGGGGAAGUUCCAGGACAACUUUGAGUUUGUUCAGUGGUUUAAGAAGUUAUUUGAUGCAAACUACGAUGGGAAGGAGUAUGAUCCAGUGGAGGCACGGCAGGGCCAGGAUGCCAUGCCCACACCUAGCCCUUCCCCAUCAGCUCUCAACAAACCACCUAAAAAGGCCAUCAAUCAAGCUCCUCAGAGGCCACCUGUCGCCAAGGUAGCACCGAAGUUGGCUCCUGUUAGUGCAAGGAAGCCAGGGAUGGGAGGAGCUGGUGAGGAGAGGGCAGAGCUCCUAAAUGAGCUGGAGACAUUGAAAUCUGCGAUUCAGGACAUGGAGAAGGAGAGAGACUUUUAUUUUGGUAAGCUGCGGAACAUUGAGCUGAUUUGCCAGGAGAAGGAAGGAGAGGGUGACCCCACACUGCAGAGGAUUGUAGACAUCCUCUAUGCAACAGAUGAGGGUUUUGUGAUCCCAGAUGCUGAGGAGCAGGAAGAGUUUUAAUAUUCAAGACUGCAAGCAACUUU
Monopterus albus (swamp eel) is the source of this 960-nucleotide messenger RNA. RefSeq names its product microtubule-associated protein, RP/EB family, member 1b (gene mapre1b). The record is from RefSeq and is a predicted model, not a curated record. Gene Ontology annotation, molecular function: microtubule binding. The transcript has 7 exons. Lineage: Eukaryota; Metazoa; Chordata; Actinopteri; Synbranchiformes; Synbranchidae. Bases 161 to 937 code for a protein of 258 amino acids.